Molecule: messenger RNA, 3020 nt
Organism: Sphenostylis stenocarpa
Lineage: Eukaryota; Viridiplantae; Streptophyta; Magnoliopsida; Fabales; Fabaceae
Source: the annotation of a GenBank genome assembly
AUGGCAACGACAUUUGAAACGGGUGGUUUUCAACUAUCGCGCCCAACUGCCUCAACGAACUUUUUAUUCUCCGCCACUCUCAAACGAUCGAAACCUGUUUCACUCCCUUCUUCUCGAUUGUUCCAUUGCCGAUCGAAACGCCUCGUUUUGACGCUGAGAACCGCGGUGAAAGCCUGCGCCGUGAAUGUUGAGGAGAAGAAUGUCGCCGUGGAAUCUGGAGAGUGGGGGAAGGUUUCAGCGGUGCUCUUCGACAUGGAUGGCGUGCUCUGCAACAGCGAAGAGCCUUCUAGAAAAGCCGGCGUCGAUUUGUUCGCCGAGAUGGGCGUCGAAGUCACCGUCGAUGAUUUUGUGCCGUUUACAGGAACCGGCGAAGCAAACUUUUUGGGAGGUGUUGCUUCUGUUAAGGGAGUUAAAGGAUUUGAUCCAGAAGCGGCCAAAAAAAGGUUCUUUGAAAUAUAUUUAGAUAAGUUUGCAAAACCAGACUCUGGAAUAGGAUUUCCAGGUGCCCUUGAACUAAUAUCUCAGUGUAAAAGCAAAGGGCUUAAAGUGGCUGUAGCUUCAAGUGCUGAUCGUGUAAAGGUUGAUGCAAAUCUAGCUGCUUCUGGUUUACCAUUCUCAAUGUUCGAUGCGAUUGUCUCUGCAGAUGCUUUUGAGAAUUUGAAACCUGCUCCUGAUAUUUUCUUAGCUGCAUCGAGAAUAUUGAAUGUGCCCCCUAGUGAGUGUAUUGUAAUAGAAGAUGCGCUAGCUGGAGUGCAAGCUGCCAAAUCUGCUCAAAUGAGAUGCAUAGCUGUAAGGACCUCAUUAUCAGAUGAGGUUUUGGAAUCUGCUGAGCCAACAUUUAUCCGGGAUGACAUAGGAAGUGUCUCACUUGAUGAUAUUCUCUAUGGUGGCUCUGUUGGAUAUAUGCGCAAGAGUGUAGAUAUUAUAUUGCACGAGGUCUUAUCUAGACAUGCCAUUGCAGAUGAGAGGAUGCAGGGCUCUGAAACAUUAAAUAAUUUUGCAGAGUCUUCAUCAGCUGUGCUUGCUGGAGGGUUGCAGGGUUCUCGGCGCGAUAUACUGAGAUUCGGAAGUCUGGGCGUUGCUAUCUCUUGCCUGUUCUUCACCUUAAGUAACUGGAAGGCAAUGCAAUAUGCUUCCCCAAAAGCAGUUUGGAAUCAGUUGUUUGGUGUUACCAAGCCACCCUUGGAGGAGAAAGAAGUUAAGUCUCUGGUCAAGUGUGCUGAUAACUCAAGAUAUGAUAGGAUCCAGCAAUUUGUGAAGUACAUAUCUGAUCUGGAAAGCAGGGGAAAUGCUCAGAUUGUUCCAGAAUUUCCGUCUAAAGUUGAUUGGCUGAAUACAGCUCCACUUCAGUUUCGCAGGGAUCUGAAAGGAAAAAUUGUAUUGCUGGAUUUCUGGACUUAUUGUUGUAUAAACUGUAUGCAUGUUUUGCCAGACCUAGAUGUUUUGGAGAAAAAAUACAAAGAUAUGCCGUUUGUUGUUGUGGGUGUUCAUUCUGCAAAGUUUGAUAACGAGAAAGAUUCUGAAGCCAUUCGCAAUGCAGUUCUACGCUAUGGAAUUUCUCACCCGGUUGUCAAUGACGGAGACAUGUUUCUUUGGCGGAACUUGGGUAUAAAUUCAUGGCCAACAUUUGCUGUAGUUGGCCCCAAUGGUAAGCUUCUUGCACAACUAGCAGGAGAAGGUCACAAGAAGGAUCUAGAUGAUUUUGUGGAGGCCGCACUUCUGUUUUAUGGAAAACAGAACAUGCUGGACAAUACGCCAAUUUCCUUGAGUUUGGAGAAAGAUAAUGAUCCACGCCUGUUGACUUCUCCAUUAAAGUUUCCAGGAAAGCUAGCAAUUGAUGUCCUUAAUAACAGGCUUUUUAUUUCCGACAGCAACCAUAAUCGCAUAGUGGUUACUGACCUUGAUGGGAAUUUUAUUGUACAAAUUGGGAGCAGUGGGGAGGAAGGUUUGCAGGAUGGUUCCUUUGAUGAUGCUACUUUUAACCGCCCUCAGGGCCUUGCUUAUAAUGCAAAGAAAAAUAUCCUUUAUGUUGCAGACACUGAAAACCAUGCUUUGAGGGAAAUUGAUUUUGUUGAUGAGAAAGUGCGGACCCUUGCUGGAAAUGGGACCAAGGGCUCUGACUAUGUUGGAGGUGGAAAAGGAGACACACAGUUAGACUCCUCUAUUUCUCUCUUUUUCCAGCUUCUCAAUUCCCCUUGGGAUGUCUGCUUUCAUCCAUUAGAAGAAAAAAUUUAUAUUGCCAUGGCUGGCCAACAUCAGAUUUGGGAGCAUAAUUUAUCGGAAGCAACUACGAGAGCAUUUAGUGGUGAUGGCUAUGAAAGAAAUUUAAAUGGAUCAAGUCCUACAAACACGUCAUUUGCACAACCUUCUGGUCUUUCAUUGUCUCAAGAUCGAAGAAAGAUCUACAUAGCUGAUAGUGAGAGUAGUUCAAUUCGAGCUGUGGAUCUGAAAACAGGAGGAUCUCAGUUGUUAGCUGGUGGUGACCCCAUGUUCGCUGAGAAUUUGUUUAAGUUUGGUGAUCAAGAUGGAAUAGGCUCUGACGUACUUCUUCAACAUCCAUUGGGGGUUAUGUGUGGAAAUGAUGGUGAAAUUUAUAUCGCAGAUAGCUAUAAUCACAAGAUCAAGAAGCUAGAUCCAACUAGUAAAAGAGUUAGCACCAUUGCAGGAACUGGAAAAGCUGGUUUCAAAGAUGGAACAGCUGUAAAAGCUCAGGUUGGUAAAAUGUUCUAUGCUAUUUUCCUAAAUCUUCUCGUACUCUCUGAACCGUCAGGAAUUGUUGAAGGGAAGAAAGCUAUUGAAAGAAAGCAAGUUUUAACCGUUCCAAUUAAAGAUGUUGAAAUGCUCAUCCUCACACAUGAGAUGCACCUUGAGAAUUUCGCAAUUUUGGUCAUGGUUGUGGUGGUGAUGGUACUCCAACAUACAAUGCCAAAUAUGCUUCAACUUUGGACAUAUUGCUACAUGAUUGCCAUCGCUAUGAUCAGUCCUAUUAGCCACAAGUCAAUAUGUCCAAGGAUUCCAAG